AUGUUCCUUUCCCAAAGCCUCGCGUCAGCCUGGGAGCUCACGUUUUUCCAGGUCCCACUCAUCAUCUCCUCGUGGCUAGGCAGCAAUGCGACCCCGCGCGUCCAUCAGUUCCUGCUCGACACGGGUCAUCCGUGGCUCACCAACCACGCCCGCGAGCUCUGCAGACUCCCGGACGCGGCAUCGUUUACCUGCACACUCCCUACCGGCGAUGCUCAAUCUAAAGAUGGCGACGGCGUUGUGGUAAACGACAAGACCGCGAAGUUGCGCGAGUGCCUUGAGAUGCCGGCGGAUCUGUUUCACCGGCUCGAAAUCAGAAACAUCCGCGUCGGCGUGAGCCGCUACGGCUGGAAGAAUGCUCGCGACAGACUCAAUGAGAUCAAGGCGUGCCCGAGAGCACUCGCUGAAGCCCGUGAGUUGACGGCGGAUGUAUAUGUCCAUACCGGAAUGGGGUGGCAGACCAUGGGUGAUACGUGGGACACCCUAACCGCGGAAUCGACGCUUCCCCCAAAGUCCUUACCGGCGCUGUUUUUCGACGUCAUGGGGAAGACGAAGAAUUUGAGCAAGAUCGAAUGGAUGGUAAGGGGCGUCGACGAGAAUGCGGCCACCGGCAGGGCCUUUAUCGGGGACGGGACACGGUUGCCUGGUGUGAAGCACCUUGUCUCGACCAUGAAUGCGCCGUGGAUAGUCGGCGCUUGUCCUUCACUGACCUCUCUCGAAGCGAAACGCGAUGAUUUUGUCUGGGGAGAAGCUGCGCAUAAGAGGGAUGUGGCCUGGUUCGCUGCCGCAGGGAGACUCAAAGGCCUGAGGAAGCUUGAUACGGGAGAAGUCGAGUGGACGGGCACGAAGACGGAUUGCGUACUUCGAGAUACCCCUCACAUUGAAGGGCUCCAUAUAGACCUUGAGACAACGGAGUUGGCUGGGAAGAUUGUUCGGCAGGAGUUCCCGGGGUUGCAUGGAGUCCACGUCGGUGGGUUCUGCGGGAACUUCACAACGGAUGCUGAGGCAGAGCAGGUCAUUACCUGGGGUUGGACUGGGAGGAUAUACGAGUGGUUGGACGAGAAGCAGAUGGCUGUCAAUUUUACCGAGGAGCCUUGA
Messenger RNA from Colletotrichum costaricense, 1095 nucleotides. RefSeq lists its product as uncharacterized. Lineage: Eukaryota; Fungi; Ascomycota; Sordariomycetes; Glomerellales; Glomerellaceae. Bases 1 to 1095 code for a protein of 364 amino acids. The record is from RefSeq and is a predicted model, not a curated record. The transcript is spliced from 3 exons.